Molecule: messenger RNA, 4659 nt
Organism: Plasmodium gallinaceum
Lineage: Eukaryota; Apicomplexa; Aconoidasida; Haemosporida; Plasmodiidae
Product: conserved Plasmodium protein, unknown function
Exons: 2
Coding region: 1-4659 (1552 amino acids)
Source: RefSeq, a predicted model, not a curated record
AUGAAUAAAGAUGAUAAAGAUGAUUUAUAUGAUUGCUUAACAGAUAGAAAAAAUAAAGAAAUAAAACAAGACUUAAAAGCAAAUGAAGAAAUAAAUGUAGAUAAUUUCAUUAAUGUGGAUGAUAAAAAAGAGAAAGAAAAUGAUAUCUUAGAAAUAUAUGCUUUGGUAAAUAGUAAUAGUAAAAAUAAUGAUAAUGAAAACGAUGAAAGUAGUAACAUACAUAAUAAAAAAAACACUAAUUAUCUAUUUCAUUUAGCAGAUGAUAAAAAGAAAAAUUACAAUACAAAUAAUAGUUCAAUAAGUUCAUAUAAAGAAGAAAAUGAAAUAAUAAAUAUUAAAUUAGAUCAAGAAAAAGGAUAUAGGAAAAAUUCUAUAGAUAUAUAUAAUACCAACACUAGUUUAAUAAACGAAAAGUUAGAUACAUUUAUAAAUCAUAGCGCUGAUUCUUCUACUACUAACACCAAUGAAAAUAAUAAGAAGGAUAUUUAUAAUAAUAUUAGUAAUAUUAACAAUGGUAAUAACAUUGAUUAUGAUAACAAUAAUGAUGAACACUUAAAUAGGAAAAAUAGCUCCACUGAUAACUAUUUUAAUACAUCAAAUAAAAACAAAAUACCACUAAAUGUAAGUGUUUUAAAAAAUAAGGAAAAUGUAAAUAAUAUGAACAACACGAAUGCCUCUAAUCUUAUUUUAGAUAUAGAUUUAUUAACUAACAAAAAUGAUAUAACAAAACUUUACCAUAGAGAUACACACAACAUUGGAAAUAAAGAAUUUACAAAAAUAGUAAAUAGUUUCAGUGAGUUAGAAUCUUAUAAAUCAAAUAAUUCCAAUUCGAAUUUAUGUAAUAUGAGUAAUGAAGAUAAAAAUACAUUUUCUUUUAUUAAUGUCAUAAAUAAUUUUAAAAAUGAAAUUGAGAAUGAGAAUAAAAAUAUUUUUGAAUCUGUUAGUAAAAAGGGAUUGAUGUUUAUAUUAACUAUACAAGAAAUUUUUAUAAGUAAAACUAAAAAAAUUUUAUGUAGCAAAUGUAGUGAUGAACUUCAUUCUUUUAAUAGUAUUAAUAAUGUAUUUAAAGAUAUACUAAAGUUAAAAAUAGAAAAACAAACAAAUGAAAUAUAUAUGACAAAUUUUUUACAAAAAUUAAAGCAAGAUUUUUUAAAAGCAAAUUUAUUUUUAAAAGAAAAAAUAAAUGAAAAAAACAUGAUUAUAAAUAAUUUAAAUGAAGAUAAGAAAGUUCUUAGUGAUAUAAUAAAGAAAUAUGAAGAUAAUAUCUAUAGAAUGAAAAAUGACGAAGAAUUAAGAAUGUCCAAAUUUAAAAUAAAUAUUCAAAAUAACUUCUUGAAUUUCACUGAUUUUGUUUUUCAAUUGUUAUUUAAAAUUUAUUCUUUAUUUUGUGAGAAAAAUGAUAAAUUACAAUUUUUAAUCAAUAGAUUAAAGCAUUUGCAACUAGAGAAAAAAAAAAUAGAUAAAAAAAAAAAAAAAGAUAAUCUUACUAGUAACAACAAUUUUGAUGGUAAUAGUAAUAAAUUAAAAAAAAUAAGAAAAGAAAAUAAAGAAAACUAUUUAUCAUCUUUCUCAAUGGAUUCUUCAAAAAAAAAUUUAUCAGAAAAAAGUGUAAAUUCAGAAAAUUCUAGUAUAUAUAUAUCUAAUGAGUUAUGCUAUUCUGAUAUAACACAUAUGAAUAAAAAUAAUUUUUUAAGCAAAAAAAAAAUAAAUAAACUUAAAAAAAAAAAAAACAAACAAAAAAAUCCUAAUCAAAUGAUAAUGAAAAGAAGUAUAUUAAAUGAAAAUGAAGUUAAUUCAAAUAGUUCUGAUUUUAAGGAAAAGGGAAAUUCGAAUUAUAUAAAAAACAUAAAUGAAGAUUACACUAAUAAAAUAAAAUUUUUACAAAAAACCAACAUAAAACUAAAUAAAAAAUUAAAAAAAUAUAAAAAAAAGUAUUCGGAAGAAGAAAAAAAAAAUAAAACUUUAAAAUUUCUUCUUACUAAUAAGGAAGAGGAAAUUGAACAAAUACAAAAUAACCAAAAAAAUGAAUUAGAAAAAAAGGAAAUUUUUUAUGAAGAGAAAGAAAAAAAAUAUAUAAAGGAAAUAAAUGAACUUAACUAUUUAAUAGAAAAUCAUGAAUUAAAUAAUAAGCAUUUAAUAAAAAAAAAUAAGGAGUAUAAUGAAUUAAAUGAUGAUUUAAAAAAAAAAUUAGAUUUCACUUUAUCAGUUGAGAAAGAAUUAAAUAAUAAAUUAUAUGAAUUAAAUAUUAUGUAUGAAAAAGAAAGAGAAAAAAACAGUUUUUUAUUAUCAGAAAAUAUCAAAUUAAAAAAUACAAUUCUUCAAUUUAAUGAUAUACAAAAAUUUAACUCAAAUUAUUACAAUAAAAAUAAGGAUAUAGGAAAAUACAAUUUUAAUAAUUUAAAUGAAAAUAAUGAACAAAAUUUAUACAAUAAUCAGGAAGAUAUUUAUGAAAUUAUUUCUAAAAGAUAUUUAAGAAAUAACAAAAAUAAAAAUCCAUAUGAAAAAUUUGAUUAUAAUAAUGAUUACCAUUUAAAUGAUAAGAUUUAUCAAGAAAAUUAUUUAAAUUACUCAAGUAGAAUAUAUGAUCAAAAUGAAAGAAGAAAAAUGGACAAAAUUUCUUUAGUUAAUCAUAAAAAUAAAUAUCAUUACAAUCAAAAUAAAAAAGUUUACGAUACAAUUUUUAAUAAUAACCCUAGAGAUUAUUAUAGAAAUGAUCAUGAUAAUUUAUAUAGAAAUUAUAAAUUAUACUCCUCAUGUUAUAGUGAUAAUUCAGCCGAUAUAAGAAUCAAAAGAAAGAAAGAUAAUUUAAAUUUAAUAAGUAAGAAAAAUAAUAUUAACAAUAAAAAUGAAGAAGAAUAUAAAAAAAAAAAAAUGAAAGAGAAAGAAAAAAAAAAAAUGGAAAAAAAAGAAGAAAAAAAAGAAGAAAAAAAAGAAGAAAAAAAAAGUAUAUCAAAUCAAAUAAAGAAUGAUAUUUUAAAUUUUGAUGAAAACAAUUAUAAGAAAAUAAUAAAUAAUAUAACCAAAGAAGAAAAAGAAAUAGAAAAAAUUAAAGAAGAAGAUUUAUAUUCUAUAUUUAUGCAAAAUUGGAAAGAAUCGAAUAUAUAUAAUAAUGAUCAAAAUGAAUACUCGUUAGAUUUAUCUAACACAUUUAUAAAUAAUUUAAAUGAUAGUGGAAUAUUUAUUAAUAAUAAUGAUAAAAAAAAGGAAAACUUAGAAAAUGAUAUAAGUGAGAACUUAUAUAAAAAUAGGAAUGAAAUAGAAAACAUGAAUAAACAAGAAGAUCAUGAAGAUAUUAAAUUAAAUUAUAACAAUAAAUAUCAAGGGGGAGAAAAUGAGUAUAUUAUUAAUAAUGCUAACAAUAAAAGUAUUAAUAACGAUCGUGAAAAAUGUGAAUUAGGUAACUUUGGAAAACUUACAAAGAAUAUUGAUGAAGUAUUCAAUGAAGAUUUAGGAAAUACAAACAAAAAAGAUGUAAAUCUUAAAAAAGAAAAACAAUUUUUAGAUUUAGAAAAUAAGAAUGGUUAUAAUAGAAACAAUAGUGAUAAUCAUGAAAAUAAUUUGAAUGAUAAUAUAAAUAAAGAAGAAGAAAAAAGUCAAGCUUUGGAGAAUCAGGAAAAUGAAAUUUUAAUGACUUAUGAAACCUAUAAAAAAAAUAAAGAAAAAUAUAUGCAUGUAACUUUAAAAAAGAAGAGUAAUGAAUAUGAAAAUGGAAAUAAAAUUAUAAAAAAUAAAAAAAAUAUAUUAUUAUCUGAUCUUUUAAAUAAAGAGAAUAAUCUAAUUAAUUACAAAAAAAAUGAAGAAAAACAUAAUGAAAUUGAAACAGAUAAUUUUCAAAACAUAGAAAAUGAUAAUAAUGAUUUAAGAGAUGGAACACUUUAUACUACUAAUAAAAUGAAUCAUUACAAUGAUAUAAGUAUAAAUAAAAGCAUUAAUGAUAUAUAUAAAUCUUUAAGACAAGAUUAUGAUAAUAAGGAUUUAAAUUUUUUUCAAACAUCUAAAAAUGUCAUUGAAGCACCUAAAAAAAACGCCAGCAUUUUACUUAAUAACGAUGCAGAAAACUCUAAGUUAGAGGAAUUUUUUAAUUAUGAAAAUACAUCAAAGUUAGAAAAAGAUAAAAUAAAUAACGUGGUCGAGAAUAAUGAUGUGGUCUUUAAAGAAGGAAAUAAUAUAUCAAAGCAAAUUUUUAAAAGUGAAUUUGCUUUAGUUGAGGAAAUCAACAAAGAUAAAAUUGAAAAUGAUAAAUAUUAUCAAAGUAAUGUUUCAAAUAAUAUUUUAAAUAGUAAAAAUGAAUUUAAAAAUACAAAUUCUGAAAAACAUAAGUUAUUUCCACAUUCUCAUGAUUUAGAAAAAAUUGUUAAUGUAAUUGACUUUUCUCCAAAUGAACAAAUUGAAAGUCAUAUUGAAAAUUUUCAAUAUCCUUGUAACAAAGUAAGUCAAAAAAAUGAGUAUAACAAUGAGAUAAAAAGAAAUUAUAUACAAAAUGAUAACAAUCAACAAAACGAAAAAAAUUAUAUUGAUAGAUCUAAUUUUUUAAACAAAGAGAUGGAACAAUAUAAAAUAAAUCCAACUAUUCAAAAAAAAGAGAUAUGUGAAAUUACACCAAAAAAAAAAAAUCCUGGAGACAAAGGUGUCUUAAGUAGAAUAUUAAGAAAAAAAUAA